UUGCCUGAGCCGCCUCACCCGCCAUCAACUACUCAAUUACAAAUCUCCACUUUUUCAUCAACUUUGACAAAUUUCCGUCAAUUUUUUAAAAUUUUGACAGCUCUCCCAGCCCCAUGUCCCACAUUUGCAAAGUGCUCAGUAGGGGGUUCCAAGUCCUGCCCAGGGUGACCAAUACGUUGUGAUUUGUCCGUGGCGGCGACCAAGUUGACCAGACACACUGCAGCAAUUUAUUGGAUUUGGAAUGCCAAAAAUGAUGAUCAACUUUGGAAAUAGAGAUUAAAGAUAAAUAUGACGGAAAUUUGUAUAACAAUGACACAAUUAUCACACCUUCGGUUAAGUGAGGGGAUGAAGACACUCGUUGAAAUAGACUAAAUAAUUUAGAAAAUAAGACAGUCCACAUCGCAUUUUUUAAACAUACCUGUACGAAGAAAGAGAAUUGGAAAUCUGAAGAAAAAUCUAUAAGGCUGUACAAUUAAUUAGGAACUGAACAAGAACAAAUUGUAUCACAUCAUCGAAUCUUUAAGUCUCAAAGUGGUAUUGUACUGAAUUUUGGACGGACACGCCACUGAUUAGUAAAAAUAUACAAUAAGUGCGUAUGUAUAGCGAUUAAUCACAGAUCUUGUCCAUUCUUGAAAAGAACUCUUGAACCGCCCCCCUUCCAUGAACAUCUCUACCUGGUCAUGAUGGAUAAGGAGGCCGUACCUGUUGUUAAUGAAACUCAAAACAAUAAUAACCACCAUCACAACAACAGUUACUUGGAGGAUACCAAGGAUGACGAUGAAGCGGCGAAAUGUUCCUCAAACAAUGACAUUGUUUCCGACGGAGAUACGGAAGUAAACAAUAUCAACAACAAAGAUAUUUCUGAAACGGAGCAAACCAAUAAUGACACCUCACCCUUCCCUCCCUGCAAAAUUGCGAGAAGGUCGAAAGACUCCAAUCGAAAGUCGGCCUCUUCCCCCAGAAUGAAAACUUCCACCCCAAACAGUAUGGCCGGAACUCCCGCAGGUUCUUCUUCAGAAAGGGAGCCUAAUUCUUCACCAGCAUCGAUCGAUAACCCACCAACAAAUGGCUCUAUAAAUAAUGACACAUUUGGAGAUGGAGAAAGAAGCGACAAGACAGAAUCUGGCGACAGUCAUUCGAUUAGCAGCAGCACAUUUCAGACGACAAAUGGGCCGCAUAAUCAUAUGACUCCAACCUUUACCAAAAGAAGCGUAACCCUUCAAAUGUUACUCGAAGCUGGAAUACUCAAACAAGGGGAAGGCACAAUGAGUUUGGAGUACCAUGGACAAAAAUUUAUUGGAGAUCUUUCGGAAAACGGUCAAAUCAGAUCCCAAGAAACGUCUCUACAAUAUUCCUCACCAUCUGCAUGGGCAAUUGCAUGCAAGCAGAUUAUUAAUCCUGAUAAGAUUCUACGCAAAUCUGGUUGUGGAUGGGCAUCUAUUAAAUAUAAAGGUUUGAAGCUCGACUACUAUAAAACUGUCUGGUUCAAACGUCUUCGAGAAGGCGCCAUAGACAUUAGACACAUUUCCAACGGUGCAUCGUCUACGUCGGAUGAUGGGUCCGAUGAUGAAGAUCACUCUGCAUUCUGUGUUUUAAAAUUUGGCGAACACUUGGACAACAACCCUAUCUUGCAAUCCGCACAACAACUAGGAGCUAAAGUAAUGAUAAGCUGCUCCAGAUUUCAAGAAAUAGAUAGAUUGCAACCAUUUUAUGUAAAAAUCACGUCAGAAGCUCUUGCACUGGCAGACUUUCAUUGUAACAUAACCGGUACAGAAUCUCUAGGAUAUAUCUCCGGACGUUGGAAUAGCGAUGAAAACAGUUUAAGCAUGGAGAUAGCUCAUCCUUGCAAAGUCCUCAUGCCCAACUCAUCCUCAAUAGACUGCGAUAUUGAAAGAAACAGGAUUGCAUUGGAAAUUCAACGACUCGGUCAUGACGUCGUUGGAUGGUAUCAUAGUCACCCUAAGGCUCCUCCUCAACCUUCCAAGGAUGAUAUUUCUCGUCAGUUAGAUUAUCAAAUAGUAAUGAAAGGGGCUUCCGAGUCGUCCUACAUUCCAUGUGUCGGAGUCAUUAUUUCUCCACUGUGCUACUCAAACCAAGAGGAUCUGACAACUUCUCCAGUUCAGUUCUUCUGGGUUAUGCCGCCUCCAGAAAACCGUCCAUUGGAUAUAGGAAGACCGAUGAAUAUAGAAUAUGACACUUACUCUCCUACCAAUGUGAACUUGAAACAAUUGCUUGAAGAAAUGGCAUCGCUCAUACAGUUUUAUAAAGAAAAAAAAGAUCUUGUAGAUAUUAACGAUUUAACCAGCGGAAGAUAUGAAAAGUUACAGGAGUCUUUCUCUUCUAUUAUAUCCGAAACGAGGAUGAAUGUCGACUUUUGGGACGAAGUCAAACUGUUAUUUAACGCACCAAUUUUAUCAGUUGCGUGUGCUAGCUCUGCAGGAUCCUCAAAUGUAUCGACAUCAUCAGUAUCAUCUACUUCUGCGGCUUUAAAUUCAGUAUCAACACCAAACUCUGUGGUGUCCAAUUCCACACCACCAGUGGCUUCUACGCCAGUUGACGAAACCCCAUCGACUGAGCAUAAUAAUCACGACGCUCCACCUUAACGUCUGAAAUUCUGCAACUAUUAACUCGAUAGGCUUUAAAUUAAACUGACAUCACUUUAGUUACAUAAUAACUCCGCUCUCGUCUCUGUUGUUGUCACGUUAGAGAAACAUAACACAAAGUUGUAGAUAUGUACACCUUGUUUCAAUUGGUCUCAUAUGAACGAUUGCUCGGUCGUCGUUUUUGUAGUAAUUUUUCUACGCUCGAUCUGAAAUGAAUGGAUGAAAGACUUCCAACAAUUGAUAUUUUCCUGUCGUACAAAGAGUCUCUGUUUAAGAUAGACGUCCAAUGUUUUGUAAAAUAUAAAUAGGUGUCGUCAAAGUUUUUUUUCUGUUCGUAUAUACAUACGUUAUAAACUCAAACGACUUCAAAUAUAGAAUGGCAGUAACUUCAAAAUACGCAUUGCCGGUUGGGGGAUGAUUGAAGGAAAAGUUUAAAGUUUUGACGACUUCGUCUCCGUCCCCCCAGCUGGAAAUUUUUGUUCUGAAGCUACUGUUAUUCUAUGUUCGAAAUAGUUUGUAAUAAUAAGUAUUUACUAAACAAAAUCGCGGCUACAUUUAUAAUAACUGAAAUUACGACCCCUCGUAUUCGAUAAAAACACACUGCUUUUAAUAUAAAGCUGAACAACUAAUUGCCAUUGAAAAAAUAGUAAGAUUUACUCAACAGUAUUUAUGAUAGUAUGAAAUGAUGAACUCUCGGCAGUUACAUGGUAGUAUGUCUAUCAGUAAACAUUAAUUAAUUAAUUUUAGGAUUGAAACAGAGUGCUAUUGGUACUUUUAACCUUGUCAAGGUUCAGCUACCUUGUCAAAUGAAAGUUGGCUGGAUUUUUUUGUAUGUAUUUUCACCAUGCAUUUCAUAACUUUUUUAGUUAACCUUUAUAUAACACAAGCAGCAGGGGAUACAACAUACAAUGUACUUAAUUUAACAUUACAACUGUAAUAAUUAUGGAGACGGAACUGGUUUUGAAAAGCAGCGAUUUUGCAUAAUAUUUAAAAUUAGAAAUUGUGUUUGUAAUAUUGUAUUUACGCUAACAAUUUACACAAAGUACAAGCCAGAAAUGUUUUAUAUACGAUAUGAAAAUGCAGACUAUAAUUACUCUCUAACUGAUCAUGCACCAUCGGAAUUCUAACUUGUUUUUGUUUUGUUUUUGCAAUCUCUGCUACUAGUAAAUAAGUUAUACGAUUAUACAUAUAUGUAUAUACAGAAAACAUUACCAAAUGCAUUUAGGGAGUACCUUUUUUGAAGCUUUUCUUGGCAUUUAGAUAAAAUUAGAAUAGCAUAUCCAGUGUCAAAAGCAUAAUGUAUUAUUAUGUAUGUACUCUUUGAUACUGACCUAUGUUAAUUGUACGCAACAUAAAAUAUUAGAAAUAAUAAAUAUUGCUAGUAUUGUACCAAACUAGUGGAAACCUUUUGUAUUGAUAUUUUUAUGUAGACGAAUAGACUUAUUUUUAGACAGGAUGAUCUGUGUCUUCUGCAAAGUCCAAUUUGAUUAAAUAAACCCAAAAGUUUAAGGUUAAUAAUAAAUCGCUAUUAAUUUGG
This is a messenger RNA of Folsomia candida, 4140 nucleotides long. Its product is annotated as MPN domain-containing protein. The coding region runs from base 681 to 2603 and encodes 640 amino acids. Gene Ontology annotation, molecular function: polyubiquitin modification-dependent protein binding; metallopeptidase activity. Gene Ontology annotation, cellular component: BRISC complex; BRCA1-A complex. The record is from RefSeq and is a predicted model, not a curated record. The transcript has 16 exons. Gene Ontology annotation, biological process: double-strand break repair. Lineage: Eukaryota; Metazoa; Arthropoda; Collembola; Entomobryomorpha; Isotomidae.